ACCUGCCUGACCAGUAUGAUAACAACCGUCAGCAAGCCACCACCGCCGCUCCAAACGAGAUCACACGAGCUAAAUAAAAUAACGAAUAACAGCUGGUCGUGUCAAACAACGUGUUAUCUCAAAACAUAACCUAAAAGUUAAUUAAACUCGUAAUUAACUAUAGACUUUAGUCACACGUAGUCGGCGGCAGAACGCGUUUCGCUACGCGAUAGUGUUUUGUUUUCGAAACGUCGCCCGAGAGAUGCGGACUAUUAAUUAGAGCGAGACGAAAGCAAAAUGUCCCAGUGGUUGUUUGUGACGUCUGUGUUUGUGUUGCUCCUGAGGGCGGAAUGCAGAUUCGUCGGUGACAAAUGCCAAGCGGAAGGCAGACCGGGCAUGUGCAGACUCCUCGACGACUGCCGGCCACUUCUCGAAGAAAUCAAGAGAUGCGGGACCCCCAUGCCGGCGCACAUUAGGAGGAAGCUGCAGACGCUUAUGUGUGGCUUUGACACUGAUAAGCCUAUCGUAUGUUGUCAGUCAGAAUCGCAGACGACGGAACUACCAACCCCCCUCUUCACAGUACCCCACGGGCUAGGCGUCCCCUUUAACAACAAUUGGGAAGACUCUCCACAAAACUGGGGCUCAUUUACUACAUCUAGUACUAGAAGACCAUCAUGGAAUAGUGGUACACCCACUAGAAGACCAUCUUGGAACAGUGAUACUACUACAACUAAAAGACCAUCUUUGACCAAUGAAAAUGGUAUAACCAAUAAUAAGAAUGGAAAAGAAGAAGCGGUAGAUGUGAGAAAUCAUAGGAACUUUAGGCUGUUGCCGACGGAUUGCGGGGUUAUUGAAGAUGAUAAGAUUUGGGGAGGCAAUAGAACGAGACUGUUUGAAAUGCCGUGGAUGGUGCUCAUCUCUUACAAUUCAGCAAGAGGCACCAAGCUAAGCUGUGGAGGUACCCUUAUCCACGAGCGUUACGUUUUGACGGCGGCGCACUGCGUGUCGUUUCUGGGCGAGCGAUUGAAACUGUCAGGAGUCGUGCUGGGAGAGUACGACACCAGAACCGACCCGGACUGCGAGUGGGACGAGGGGGAGAGGAUGUGCGCUCCUAGUACCCGGAACGUGACCGUCGAUACCAUUAUCCCACACCCCGGCUACAGUCCGCAGAACUUAUUUGAUGACAUCGCGCUUCUAAGGCUCUCUGAGCCAGCGGAUUUUUCGCAAGAUAACUUGAAACCAGUGUGUCUACCAUCGACGCCAGAGCUACAAGCGGACAGUAUGGUCGGGCAGCAGGUGGCGGUGACGGGGUGGGGCGCCACGGAGGACGGGCUGCAGUCGCCCGUGCUGCUCAGCGUGGCGCUGCCGGUCGUAUCCAAUUCGGAAUGCCAGGAUGCUUACAACGGUUCCCCUCGCAUCUACAAUCGUCAGAUGUGCGCUGGCGGCGUCCCAGAUAAAGACUCCUGUGGAGGCGACUCAGGAGGCCCCCUCCUACACCCGGGGGUAGUAGGUCGAGUAGGGCUCCGCUACGUGCAGCGUGGGAUAGUGUCCUAUGGCUCUAAGCGGUGUGGGGUUGGAGGCUUCCCUGGUGUUUACACCAGGGUGGGGCACUAUAUGGACUGGAUACUGGACAAUAUGCGGCCUUGAUGUAGGGGUUGUUCCAGAGGCCCUCUUACACCCGGGGGUAGUAGGUCGAGUAAGGCUCCGUUACGUGCAUCAGAGAGGGAUAAUGU
Messenger RNA from Cydia amplana, 1712 nucleotides. RefSeq names its product phenoloxidase-activating factor 3-like. Gene Ontology annotation, molecular function: serine-type endopeptidase activity. The transcript has 7 exons. Gene Ontology annotation, biological process: proteolysis. The coding region runs from base 277 to 1626 and encodes 449 amino acids. NCBI's taxonomy places the organism in Eukaryota, Metazoa, Arthropoda, Insecta, Lepidoptera, Tortricidae. The record is from RefSeq and is a predicted model, not a curated record.